UCACUGUCUCUCCCUCUCUUCAAUAACUAUCUCAGUUGGAGAAACAGAAAUAAAGGAAUUCCUUGCUUUGGAGGAAAAAAACCCUUAAUUAUCAUCAAACAGAAAAAAUGGUGGGAACUAUCACUAUCACAGUUGGUCAAAGAGAAGCUGCAAAUGUGAUUCUGAAAGAGGAGUCUACUGAAAAUAUGGAGAUUAACCCACCAGAAUUAAAUGAUAAAUCAAAUGAUGACGAACAGAAAGACAUAGAAGAUGCUAAUAAACAGCUGCCAUCAGAAGAAAAAGAAGAGCAACCUAGUGAAUCUCCAUCAAAUGAUGUUGGAUUUAAAAAGGUUUUUAAAUUAGUUGGAUUCAAAUUUACAGUUAAAAAGGAUAAAACAGAGAAAAUGGAACCUGUUCAGCUGUUGAAUGUAAAAGCAGAGGUCACAGAAGGGUCAUAUGAUGGAGCUGGAGAUUAUAAAGAAUUCAAGACAGAGACAGAGGAAGAAGCCACACAAAGUGAAAUACUUGACUUUGUAGAGAAGACUGAGGAAGAAACUCAGACUGAGGAGAUGAAAGAAAAAACCUCUGAGAAAGUAGCAGAAAGCCCUGUUGAAGCAGAAAGCAAAGAGGCAGAAAUUAAAACGAAUGGGAAUAAGUCUCCAGAGUCUCCAGUAAGCCCAUUAACUAGUGAAACUGCGUCACCCCUAAGAAAGUUUUUUACUCAGGGUUGGGCUGGGUUUAGAAAAAGGACAAGCUUCAGAAAACCUAAAGAAGAGGAACCGCAAACUGAGAAAGAAAAGCAAGAGCAAAAAUCAGAAAAAGAAAUGACAAUAGAAGGAAUAGUUACUAAAGAAGAAUUAGAAAAAGAAAAACUCUCACCAGAAAAAGAUAGGACAGAAGUUUCUUUAGAAGCCAGUGAUGUGAAAAUGGAAAGUGAGAAAGAGAGAGAAGAAGAAACAAAAAUGAUAGAAGUCUCAACAGAAACCAAUCUGAAAGAAGCUGCUACUCCCGGUGAGCAACCAUCAACAGAAGAAGUGGCUGAAAAUAUAAAUAAAGAAGUUGAUAUAAGCUUGAAAGGGAAGACUGACCUGGAGUUAGAGGAAAAAUUGGAACCGGUGCAAGAGAGUCUAAUAGGCUUAGAGCAAAGUACUGUUGCGUUGUCUGAAGAAAAAACAGAACUGGGAGCUCCUUUGUUAAAUGAAGUAUUUGAAGAAAAAAUAAACCAAUCUGAUUCAUUGUCUCCAGUAACAGUAGAAAAGCCUGAGGAACCUUUUGAAAUAAUAGAAGAAAAGUCAGAACCAAAGGCUCCUCUGGCCACAGAAAUUUUUGAUGAAAAACCUACAGAGGUUGUGACAAAAGAAGAACCCAAAACAACUAAAAAAGAACAACUGGUUCUUGAACAAUUAGUCAAAACAAAGGAUGACUUUCAGAAAGAGCAACCCACUGUUGACACCGUUGAACAGUUAAAAAUCAUAGAAACCGUUCCUGAAAUAGUGAAGGAACACUUCAGGCAAACAGAUCCAAACAACCUUGAUGCAGCAACACACAAAGCUCCAGAAGGCAUAACAAGUGAGGUGGAAUUGCUGUCAUCCCAAGAAAAAGCCAAGAUGCAAGGCAGCCCUUUGAAAAAGCUUUUCACAGGGACUGGCUUAAAGAAAUUGUCGGGAAAGAAACAUAAAGGAAAGAAAGAAGAAGCUAAGCUAGGGGAAGCAGCAGAGCAAAUACAGCAGUUGUCUGAUUCUGCCGAAAGCCCAGACGACCCAAGGGCAGAAAGCUCUGCUUCUUCCCCUGAAGAAAUGAUGGAAUCUGUAGAAAAGGCCUCAGAAGCUGCACAGAUUCCUGAAGGGGAAGAAGGAUCUCCUUCAGAUGCAGAGAAGAAAAGAGAAAGUGUUACACCAUGGGCAUCAUUUAAAAAAAUGGUGACUCCUAAGAAACGUGUCAGGAGACUUUCUGAAAGUGACAGAGAAGAAGAACUUGAUAAGACAAAGAGUGCUACUUUGUCUUCAACUGAAAGUGCACCUAAUGAUGAACAGGACGAUAUUAAAGAAAAUGAUGAGGAACAAAAAAUAGAAAAAAGUGCAGAUGAGCCCAAGAGAAAAGUUGAUACUUCUGUGUCAUGGGAAGCUUUAAUCUGCGUAGGCUCAUCAAAGAAAAGAACCAGAAAAUCUUCAUCUUCUGAUGAAGAAGUAGGACAAAGACUUGCUCAAGAUGGACAAAAAUUAGAUGAAGGUGCACCAAAUAAAGAAGCAGUACAUGACAUUAUCUUUACUAACUCACAGGAAAGUGAUCAAGGACAAGGAAAUUCUUCACCAGAACAAGCAGGAAGCCCGUCUGAAACAGAGGGUGUUUCGACAUGGGAAUCUUUUAAAAGACUAGUAACUCCAAGAAGAAAAUCUAAAACAAAGAUGGAAGAGAAAAAUGAUGAACCCACCACAGUUCCAAGUUUAGAACAUGCUACCUUAGAUGGGGAUGCUGGAAAAGAAGAAUCCUGGGUUUCAUUUAAAAAAUUAAUGCCUGGUCGUAGGAAGAAAAAAUCUGAUGGAAUACCAGAACAUGUUCCUGUUCAAGAAGCUGGAGAAGAAAUUACAGGAACAAACGAGGAGGACUCUGAUGUUCCGGCAGUUGUUCCUUUAUCAGAGUAUGAAGCUGCUGAGCAAGAGAAAUUUGUAGCUCAAAAAACAGAGCAAGAAGAUAAGAAAACUUCAAGUCAAAAUAUAGAAAAGUCAGAAAGUACAUUAAUAAUUGAGCAGGCCAGUGAAGGAUUAGUUCAUGCAGUUGCUGUCUCAGUGGUAGAGGGUGAGAGAGCAGUUACAAGUAUUGAAGAAAGAUCACCAUCUUGGAUAUCAGCUGCUGUGACAGAGUCUAUUGAACAUGUGAAUGAAGAUGAGAAAAAAUCUGAGCAGAUUUCUGGAACUGGAAUUGUUGAAGAAACAGUAGUGGUUACUAAACUUAUACCACAUAUGAGAAAGAAUAUUAGUGGUGAUACUAUAGUCAGUGAACUGGAGUUAACCUCAGAAGCAGUUACAGCUCGAGAAGAAGCUUCAGGCGUUGAAGAAACAACUGAAAUAUCUUGUGCUGAAGAGACAACUGAAAUGGUUUCAGCAGUUUCAAGGCUAACUGAGUCCCCUGAUACUACAGAAAUAGCUACACCAGUGCAGGAGAUAGAGGAAAGUGAGCAAGAUCUAGAAGAAUUAAACAAACAAACACAGGAAAGGUUGCAAGUAGUUGCUGAAAGAAUUAAAUUGUCCGAUGGAAAGGGGAUUAGUGAAGAUCUGACAGAAGUAACAGUUCAGCCAUUAUCAGCUGAGAAAAUUGGACAUGAAAUUUCUGCCAUAUCUAAAGAAGUGGAAUUGCCAUUAAAUGAGGUUGUUCAAAUUAAUGAAGUUACAGAAAGCUGUGAAACUCAGAUUAAAGUUAAAGAAGAUGGUCUGAAGGAGGUGUUAAAAAAGAGUAAUGAAAUGUUAGUAGAAGGGAAAGAAGAGUCAGAACUGAUCACUAGCUUGGAGUUGGUUGAAAGUCAUCAUCCAAAGACUGAACAAGAAUCUGUAAAACAAUAUGAAGACAUAAUUGGAGAACAGACAGUUGAAGAAAAAUCUGAUGAAGGAUUUGUCAUUGUCACAGUAACCCCUGACGAGCAACCAGAAAUAGAAGUUAGUGACACCUUUGAAAAGCAACAAAUGUUAUUAAAAGAAAUGGACAGUGAAGAGUACAAGAGUACAGAUACAAUGCAGGAAAUCAUAAUGAAUUUAGAAGAAACUACUCAAAAUAAGGUUACAGAGAGUGUUCCAGAAAUGGAUGAAUUAGAACAAGUAACAUGUGAUGAGAAGUCUCAGGUACAUCAGAAACAGGAAGAAAUACAAAACAACUUAUAUGACUUAGAAUCACAGCCCUCAGAAAUAAUUUUAGUAGAAGUAAAUGAGGCUGUUGCACAGAAUGAAGUAAGAGAUUUUGGUCUUUUAACAGAAUCUCCACAGACUGAAGUAUUUGUGCCUGAAGCAGCUAUCCAGAGCCAGCUCACUGAAGUUCCACCAAGUACAGUUAAAGAUGUUGCAUUUGGUACAGAAACGGGAAGUACAGAGGAAGCUGCAGUUGAGGCAUGUGUACAGAGCAAAGACUCUUGCACCUCUUUAAAAAAUGAAGCCCAUAUACAGAAGGUGGGACCUGAGGUUCAGUUGCAGAAAUUCGAAUCCAGGAUUUCUCAGACAGAUGUGAAAACAGAACCUUUCUUACUCUAUGAAGAAACCCAGAUUCUUGCAGAGACCAUGGAAAAAGAGAUGUCCCCUCAAGUGAUGGAAAUGGAUGUCCACAAGCUGAAUGCAAAGGCUGAGGCCCAAGUAAUAAAUGACCAUGUAGAGGAACUGGAAAUAAAGUCCCAGGUACAAAGUGGGGAAGCAGAGGUCCUGGCGGAAAAAGCAGAAUUAAAAGUAGACAUGGAACUCUCCACAGAGAAAGCAAAAACAGAGUCUCCCACAGAAAAAGUGAUUAUUGAGGAUCACCUAAAAGAGGAAGAAGCACAACUCUCUGCAGAGAAGGCACAUACAAAGUUGGAAAGGGAAGUGUGUCAAGGUAAAAUUGAUGUAGAGGUAGAUGUAGAGAAGAUUGAGAAAGUGGAAGUAAGGGUUCCUGAAGAGAUGGUAAAUGGAACAGUGUUUGUGGAAACUUCCACAGAACAGAUAGAUGCAAAGUUAGAAUCAGGGGUUCCUGUAGAAAAGGCAGAUACAAAGGUAGACGAGGAAGCUUCCAAAAAGAAAACAGAUGCAGAUGUAGAAGCAGAUGUCCCUGCAGGGAAGACAAUAAUAGAGCCCCUACAGGAUCAGGCAGAUGCAAAAUUGAAUGGGGAGAUCUUUGCAAUGAAAGGGGAUAUAAAGUCCUAUGCAGAAAAUAUGGAUGCAGAGAUUGCUAAGAAUGAGAGUGACAUACUCAAUUGUCUUCCAGCUGAUAGAAAGCACUUAACAGAGGGGGCAGCAGCUGAAUCCACUGUAGAAAAAACAGUAACUGAGCUCUUCACAGAGGAAGUAGUAGCUUCCAUGGAGAAGGUGGACACAAAGGCUGGUGUGGAAGUCUUCACAGAGAAAGUGGAUGAAAAAGCAAAUGCAGAUGUCCCUGCAGAACAGAGGGCCGCACAGAUCCCCACAGAACAGUCAGAUGGAAUGAUGGUAACCGAAGCCAUCGGUAGGGAAUUAGAACUGAAGGAGACUCUGCAAAAUGUGAUGAACGAGGUCAGAAUUCAGUCUGAGGUGGAAGAUUCUGGGGAUUCUUUAUCUAAAAUUUGUGAUGCUGUUGUUUCCAAUGAGCCUUCAAGGAGAGAAGAAAAAGAUGCUUCUUCUACUGCAGAAAAACCAACAGAAGAGGCUGUACUUGAAAAACCUUCUGAAAGGGACCUACUUCACAUUUCAGCACCUGUGCAGACUGCCAUGGAUCAAAUCCAGAAAUAUGUCGAAGAUCCCAAUCUUACUUUUCCAUUACAAUGUACAGAAAGAAUUUCAGCGAAAGCCUCAGGAACUGAAGAACUAAAAGAUGUCACGCUUGAGGAAUCAAAAUGUACUGAGGAAAGUGGGAUUGAGAUCCGUAUGCAAAAGAAAUUACUAGUACUUCCUUCAGAGACUGAGGCCAUAGACACUGGUGUGUCUGAAGGCCUUAUGCAGAAUGAAAAGGAAGAUACACUCAUCCAUUUGGAACCCCAAUACAGCAAGACUAAGGGAGCUGCUGAAACUCUGGAAAAUGAGGAAGCUUUGAAUUCUGUUAAAAAUGAGUUGGGAAAUGGAAAGCUACCAGCUGGAAGAGAAUCUGCAGGAAAAAUUGUAGCUGAAGCUGUCAUGAGUGAAGAAGAAGGGGACCUCCUCAUCUCAGACUCUAGAUUUAUAGAAAGUGUUGUCUCAAAUGUUAUUUUGGAAAAAAAGAGAGAGAGGGAGCUGCCAGAAAUAAAAUCAGAAGUCCAAGAGGCAGAUAUGAGUGAUACCUCUGUAAAGACUGAAACACAUCUUGAGGAAUUGCCUGUGGAAACAGUGCGUUCACCUUCAGAGUCUAAAGCAGCUUCAGAAGGCUGCCAGGGAACACUACAAUUAUUAGAGAUGGUUCAAAUAAUGGAAUUAGACAAGGCAGUACAAAAACCUGAACUUGCUGCAGGUGGUGUGCUUUAUGCAGCUCCUAUACAAGAGCCUUUCACUGAGCAACAGGAGGAUGCUGGCACUGAUAUUCAUGAUUUGCAAAGUUAUGCAGAUUAUAUAUCUUCUGUAACCAUAACAGCUGCAGCAGAAGAGCGUGUCAUUGCAGAACAUGUCACACUUACAGAAACAUCAACUGAAACCUUGCAGACUUCACUACAAGAGCCAAAAAAGCCAGCAUCAAAAACAAUACAGUUUAGAAGCUUUGCUCAUUCAGAAUCUGGAAUUCUGUAUCCUGAUCCUGAUGCAGUGGCAUUUUCAGAGAAAAUAGAUUCAGUGAUAGAAGAAUCAGUUUUAUCAGCAGUAAGAUGCACCAAAGAAGGCUUACUCCAGAAGUGCGUAUUUGAUUCCACUUCGAAAAUGGAGCUCCCAGAAUCUUCAACUAAUGAAGAAAGUGAGCAAAAGGUGAUGACUCCAGAAAGAAGCCCCUCUACUGAAUUACCAAAAGAUGUUCAGUCUGUAACAAUAGAGUCUCAGAGUUCAAAAAUUGUGCAGAAAAUAAUCCAGAAUGCAGUUGAUAAAUUGGAGCAAACAGAAGAGGCCAUUUCUUCUUUAAAGCAGGAGAGUGAAGCAUGUCUAGUGAGUGGAAAUGAAUCUGGAAUUCAGGAAGAUGUACAAGUUAGUCAGCAGAUUUCUGUGGCUGAAGAGAAAACUCAUGAAAUUCAGCCAACAUCUGUAACUGCAGAGAAAAAAGAAGCCAUCAGAGUAGCAAAAGAAAUGCCUUUAAGUUCUACUGAAUCUGAAAAUGGAGAAAAAUUGAGUUCCAGAAAGACAGAUGCUGAUCUUGAAACUGUGAAAGACAUUGUAAAUGAAACAGAAAGGAAGAAUGGUGACUCAAAGCCUCAAUUAGAAAUGGAUACAGCUGUUUCAACAGAGACUCAAAAAAACAUGCUAGGAAGUAUUGUCUCAAGAGAUCUACCAAAAGGAUCUCUUCAAAUAGAACAAUCAACAAUAAUGGAUUUAGAAGUUGGGCUAAUAGUAGAAAACCAAGAAAAGUUAAUACAACAUCAGACUCACAGGAAGAGAAAAGAAGAUUACAGCCAAUCGACAGAAUUUCCUGAGAUGCAUAAAGAGGAAGAUUUCACAUCUUGUGAAAGUCCACAGCUUCAGGCAAAACUCAGAGAAUCCUGAGGUUUUAUUUCUGUUGAAAGCUGCUUCUUACAUUUGGAGGGACCAGUACCUGAAGAAGGUAGCAGAAGAGGAUGGAUUCUGCUUAAACAGGCUGAAGACCAAUGAUUUUGCAGUGAGAACACAUCCAUGCUUUCAGAUGUUUUUCUGAGGAAGGCACCUGACAAUCCUGAGCCACCAUCAGGAGCUUGAGCCACCUCCUUUAGUUUUGAUUGUGAACGCUUCCUUUCACAAUGUUCUUUUACCUUUAUUUUUGUUGUUGAUAACAUAGAUUGGGGUGGGAUAAGGGACAGGGGCAGGAAGUAUUUUUGUUGAAAUGAUGUCAGUCUCUUAAUCUGGAAAGGAAGUUGGCAUCUUCUGAGAUUCCCUUUCUACCAGUGUUUCCCAAACUGGAUUGCAAUUCUUUGUGUAUUUAUGUGUAUAUCUUCAAGCAAAGUCUGAUUUAAUGUAUAUUUCCUCUUCUUUAUAUGUGAAAAAAAUGAAAGAAAAAAAUGAAAGAAAAUGAUCUCACUUGUCUGGACCAGGAACUAUUAUGAGUGACCCAUCACUGACCAUAGAUGGCUCCAAACAACUUGACAGUGGUUUCCCAUUUGCUUGGAGGAGUGUGAGAAUGAAUGUUUUAUGACAUAUAUAUUAUUAUGAGAUCAUAAUAAGUUGUGCAUACAAAAUGUUGCUUUCAUAAAGGUCAUUGCCAAACAAUACAAUUUCUCUUGAUCUGUUAGUAAAUUGUAAAUCUAAUUCAUACUUCAUGCCAUUUCUAAAUAUGAUGCUCCUUGUACUAUAUAUGUUACAAACAAUUUGGCUAUAGCUGAAUGCAGAAUUAAGUGGGCUUAAAAAGAAUGAUUUCAAUGAAUUGGAUCCAUCAUAAUUCUGUUGUUGGAAAGUUUGGAAAUCAUCUGAGUUGAUUCUUCCCUCUCUCUACUGUUCCCUACGCUUGUCUCUCAGAGGAUUGGGAUAACUUGUCAGAAUAGUGGUGGCCUUGAUAAUGAAAGUUGCAGGAGAAGGGAAAUCUCUUUCUCCCUAUAGUGCCACAGCAAAAGUAUUUGGAGCAGAAUGAAUGUUCCCAGUAGCAGAAAAGAAGCUAGAUCCAAUCCAUUGUUCUUAAUCUUGCCUAGGUUGGUAGUGGGUUGUGACUUUCAAGUCUGAAUAUAGUUUUAUUUUUGCUAGAAUCACCUGAGAGGAAGAUUAAUCUUUAAAAAUCAAAUAAGUUACAAAUUGAAAUUGUGCAUCUUGAGGUAUGAAUCAGUUUUAAAAAAUCUGGUAUCAUAACCUCAAGCAUUUUUUCCAGCUUCUAGCCCAUCAAGAAAAGAAAUUGGUCAAUUAAAAAAAAGACUUGUUUUUGCAGCAUACCCAUGUCAUAACAUAAAAAGAAAGAAAUACACAAGAGAUUAUGUCUUCUCUAUAUUUGCGUCCCCAGUUAGGAAAUGUGUUUCAUGAUGCUUAUAUACACUUAGUACACUGUGAUUUCUGAAAAGUGAUUUAAAUAAAGACUUGGCUUACAUUUAGGUUUGCACUCAUAUUCAGAAUAAAUGCAUUAUAAGAAAACUUAGGAAGCCUGGAGUAAAGACACUCAGUUUUGUUCAGUGCAGUUCAUAGUACGAGAUCAUAAUAAGUUGUUCAUACAAAAUGGGCAACCUUCAAAUGCUAAAUAACUGAAUAAUAAUUAAAACACUCAACUUAUUUAGGAUUUGAUCUUCUAGUCCCCAAGCUUGUCUAGCUGGUCAAAUUAAAUUGCACUUUGUAUUCUUCACACCUAUCCAGCUGAGCUUUUUCCAAGAUCCAGCAGGUUCAUUAUCCUGCCUGUAUUAUAAUUUAUUUGAAAAUGAACCAAGUGAGCCAAAUAAAUGCAUACUUUUAAGAGCUGCACAAUGAAUAAUAAAAUGGAAAGAUCAUUGAUGUGACUGCACCAUCUAGUGGUUACUAUCUACAUUUUAUAGCUUAGGAUAACUUUUGGCUAAUGUACUACUUUUAUUCAACUAAAAUAUGGAAUGGCAAGUGUUUCUUAAAAUUAAUCCUACAUUAUAUCUGGAACAGCUUGGCUAUAAAGGCAACUAUGAUAAAUGAUAAUAUGCAAUUUUAGGCAUGCAUUGUGACACUGCAGUGGGCUGAUUUGUGCAAAUUCAAAGUGAAAGAUGUUAUGCCUUUCUUUUUUUUUUCUU
Molecule: messenger RNA, 9430 nt
Organism: Python bivittatus (Burmese python)
Lineage: Eukaryota; Metazoa; Chordata; Lepidosauria; Squamata; Pythonidae
Source: RefSeq, a predicted model, not a curated record